AUGGAGGGUGCCUUCAGCGGCGGGUACCAGAUGUACGGCCAGCAGCAGGGCGCGCAGGUGGCGCGCUACGCCCAGGCCGGCCAGCAGCAGCCCCACCAGAGACAGCAGCAGCAAGGGCAGCAGGCGCAGGCACAGCAGCAGGCGCAUGCCCAGGCCCAAGGCCAGGCCCAGCAGCAGCAGACGCAGCAGGCUGCGUACGGGGGGGGCGCCUUCCAAGCCCAACAGGUCCAGGCCCUGCAGCAGCAGGGGUACACGGUGCUGCAGGCGGCGGGCGCCCAGGGCGCGGCGGGCACCACCGCGAUGCUGUCUGGCAUGCCCGGCUACACCAUGCAGGCAGCAAAGGGCGCAGGGGCAGCAACGUCCCAGGCAGUGCCCGCGGCCAGCGGGCAGUACCAGGACCAGGCGGGAAAGCUGCAAUCCCUGUACCAACAGGGUGCUCAGCUGCAGAUUGGCCAGCUUCAGGGCGUUGCUCAGACACAGUUGUAUGGGCAGAAGGCGACCACUGGGGCAGGUCUGGGUGGUGCUCAGCAGACGGUGGGGGCACAGCAGUUGUCCCAAGCAGGUGUGCAGGUCCUUCAGCAGCUUGCCCAGCAGCCCAAUGCACAGGCAGGCUAUGGAGCGGCAGCCCAAGCAGUCCACGUCGUCCAGCAGAAGGCACCAAGUCAGGGUGCUGGUCAGUAUCAAUACAGCACACCCACCAAUGCCUCCUAUGGCACGAUGCAGAAGGCAACAGGGUUCAGUGCUGUGGACCGGGCACCAGGUGCCCAAAUCACUGGACAGUACGGUGGAUCAUCACAGCAGCAGCAACGACAACAGUAUGACAGGGCAGGCCGUGGCACUUACGGGAGUGUGCAGCAGCAGAGCCGGGCAGGAAUGGGUGUAGGGCGGAGCAUGGGUGGAAGAGAUGCAGGCCAUGGUAUGAGGGGAAUGUAUGGAGGUGGCAUGGGCAUGAACAGCGUGCGUCCAGCCAUGUACACUCCAGGCGGUGGUGGUAGAGGGUACGGCCAGUCUGCCAGCGGCUAUGGAAGGAGUGGUGGCUGGCCAGAGAGGGACAGGGGCGGGUACGAUCGUCUCAAAGGGAGGAUGGACGACAGGAGCAAAGACAGGGGACCCAGGAUGCCUUUUGAUGACAGAGGCCCUCGACAUGGCCACGACGCUGACCGGGAUCGGGACAGGUACCGUGACCGCGACCGCGACCGGCCCCGGGAGCGCUACGAGCGGGACCACCGCGAUGCGCGGGACCGCGACAGGGACCACCGGGACCACCACGACAGGGAGAGGGACAGAAAGUCCCCGCCGCCUCGCUACAGCCGCACCGACAAGAGAGACGACCGAAAGGACGGUUCAGUGCUGCACCGCGAUGCACAGGGCAUGUCCCUGCCGCCGUCCUCCAAGCCCUUCUCCGGCCCGCCAACCAGCAGGGAGCCGAUCGCAGCAAAGGACGCCAAGACAUCUCACUCAUCGCCUGCCCACAGACCGCCCCCCGAGUACGGGGUCAGGGUCCCGCACAAUUCUUUUGUGACCUGUGAGCGAGACUACACCAACAUCUCACGCCGCUAUUCGCACCUCUACAUCUCCGCAGAUUUUACCAAGCUCGUCAGUUGUUGGACCAAGAUAGAGGAAAAGCUGGGCUCCCUGGGCUGUCGCUUGUUUCCGCUGGAUAGGCCAGCCAAGUUUGAGAAUACGAUGGGGAUCUUGGAGCCAGAAGCAGAGUUUGUCCCUCCCACUGCGAAAUGCCCCCCAAGGGAUGGCCAGACCUCCUGGAAAACGAAGGUUGUGCCGCUGUCAGGACUGGACAGCCAGCAGAAGAUGAACGUGUUGAGGGGAUCACACAACGAGGGGGGCACCACUAUGGCCAAGAGCCUGAAGUUCCUUGCGGUCCGUGAGGAGGAUGAGAAGCAUCACCGCAGUGGAAUCAUGUGCCUCGGUGGGCCCUGGGACGCCAAACUGGAUGGAGACAACCCUGAAAAAAAUCCCCAGGCCCUGAUCAAUUCCUGCAUUCGGCACGUCAAAGCUCAGGCCGACUUGGACCUGUCAGUGUGCACCCAAUGGGUUCGAUUCUGUGAGAUUCACUUCCAACGUGAAAUGCCUGAUGGCACUGAAGCUAGCGAAGUCACCGUAGUGUUCCUUGUGGACGUGGACAAGUGUCUUCCCGAUCAGGAGUCGUGGCCUGACGUGUGGAAGGAACGGCUCGAGUGGAAGAAAGCGAAGAAGAUCUCAGAGGAUGCUGAGAAGCAAGAUGAAGCUCCCACAAAAGGGGCCAAUGGCCACGGCACGGAAGCCGCGCUUUCUGCGAAGGAGACCGAUCAAAUGGUGACUGAUGCCAAGGAGGGGGUUACCAAGGCUGCAGAGCCUGGGGUAGAGGCAGCGAAAGAUAAGGAAGUCAUGACCGAUGCGCCAGCAGCAGAGGAGGUGGAGGAUGGCAACCCCAAGGAGGGGACAGUGGGCUCGAUGGCAGAGGGUGUAACAACAAACGUGGAGGAGCCGGGGGUGAGUGAAGGGGCCGAUGAAGAGAUGACAGAUGCAACAAAAGCCAAUGGAGAGGUGAAAGCUGCGGAGGGCGGGACUCACAGCACAGAGGCAGUCACUGAGGCCAACACUGCCAACGACGAGGCUGCAAAGGCAGAUCCUGCAGGAGCUGCUGACAAAAAAGUGGAGGAGCCAAAGGCACAGCAGGAAGAGCCCCCUCCCAAGGAGACAUCCAUUCUGGUGAAGGCCCGAAACACCACAGCCCUGAAGCUCCGCACAAUGACGAUAUCACUGGAUGGCUUGCUGGAUUAUGAUGAGGGCGACAAGGAGGAAGCCACCUUCGAGCUGUCCCUCUUUGCAGAGGGUUUCCAUGAGAUGCUGAUGAGGGACUAUGGGCUUAUCAUUCUGGAGGCCCUUGAAUCUGAGAGGGCAGCCGCACGUCUGCGAAAGCAGGAGGAACAGAAAAGAAAAAAGGAGGAGGAAGCAGAAGCUGCUAUGAAAGAUACAAAGGAUGAAGAGAGGGUGGCCAAGCGAGUGAAGACGGAGUAUGGUGUGAAAACCAUGGAGGCAGAACCAGCACCCCAGGAAGAGCAACAGAUAGAGACUAAGGAGGAAACUAGCGAUGCUGCCAUAGAUAUAACCACCUGCACAGCGGAGGGAGCAAAGCCUGGCAAUGAGGCCGAUGGCCAGCCUGUGGAUGUUGCACAGAGCAAGGAGACAAUUGAAGGACUUGAUGGGGAUGGCAAGGCAGACCCUGCUGAGGAGGGGGCAAGGGCUGAGGGCACUGGGGGCGAUGUUGAGAUGGACAGGGGCGAAGCCGAGGGCGCUGUGGGUGAUGGGGCAGAGGACGACGGCAAGCAUGGGGAAGUAGGCGCCAAGGCGGCAGAGGGUGGCGAAGUGGCGGACAAAGCCAAGGAAGGGGCCAAAGCCUCCACAAAGGAAAUGGAGCAGGCAGAUGCUAGCGGUAAGCAGAAAGAGGCUGAAGUCAAGGAGGCCAAGAAGAAAAAGAGAUACAGAGUGGAUGAGAAACUUCUGAUGGCCUUCAGAUACUUCGAUCGGACAGGGUGCGGGUACAUCAAGUCGGAGGACCUCCGACGCAUGCUCCACAACCUUGGGAGGUCCAUGCCGCCCCGCACCGUGCGGGACCUCGUCGCUAACGUGGUGGACCGGUCGUCCAGAUACAAAGAUCGCGACACGCGGGUGUACUACCGCGACCUCACUGACAAGGAAAUCGUGGAGGAAGAAAAGGUUGCAGCGUAA
Messenger RNA from Ostreobium quekettii, 3729 nucleotides. The record is from the annotation of a GenBank genome assembly. NCBI's taxonomy places the organism in Eukaryota, Viridiplantae, Chlorophyta, Ulvophyceae, Bryopsidales, Ostreobiaceae.